Molecule: messenger RNA, 2932 nt
Organism: Vigna angularis (adzuki bean)
Lineage: Eukaryota; Viridiplantae; Streptophyta; Magnoliopsida; Fabales; Fabaceae
Product: putative disease resistance protein RGA4
Exons: 1
Coding region: 78-2672 (864 amino acids)
Biological process (GO): defense response to other organism
Molecular function (GO): protein binding; ADP binding
Source: RefSeq, a predicted model, not a curated record
CAUUCAUCAACACAGUUGACUUCGAAACACUGUUUUGCCUUCCCAUCUCAUCUCCACCGUUUGCAUUUCAGACCACUAUGGCGGAAUCAUUUCUCUUCAGCACAGCAGAGUCACUCAUAGCAAAGCUUGCUUCUCGUGCUUUUCAAGAAGUUUCUCGAGUGGUGGAUUUAUACGACGAUCUUCAAGACCUUACAAACACUCUCUCUUUAGUUAAGGCUGUGCUGUUAGAUGCUCAGCAAAAACAUGAACACAACAAUGAGCUCCGCCAAUGGCUCAUUCAGCUCAAAACUGUCUUCUCAGCUGCCGAAGAUGUUUUGGAUGAAUUUGAGUGUCAAACACUGCGAAAGAAAGUGGUCAAAGUUCAUGGUAGCACCAAAGACAAGGUCAGUCACUUUUUCUCAACCUCUAAUCCACUUAUUUUUCGUUACAAAAUGGCUCAACAAAUUAAAGAUAUCAGCAGCAUACUAGACAAGGUUGCAGCUGAUAGGCAUAAGUUUAGUCUUCAAAUAAUUGAUGUUGAUCAACGUGUUGUGCGUCGGAGAGAUAUGACAUAUUCCCGUGUGAGUGAUUCAGAUGUGGUAGGAAGGAAAUACGAUAAAGAAAAGAUUACAGAGCAUUUGAUGCAGCAGAAUCCUAAGAAUGAUGAUACCAGUCUAUCUGUUAUCCCUAUUGUGGGGAUCGGAGGCUUGGGAAAGACUACACUUGCAAAGUUUGUUUUCAAUGACAACAAGAUCCAAGAGUGCUUCCCAUUACAGAUGUGGGUGUGUGUUUCUGAUGACUUUGACCUUAAGCAACUUAUUAUCAAAAUCAUCCAUUCUGCCAACGAUGUAGCAUCUGUUGAUGCUUAUCCUCCACAACCGAAUUUGAACAUGUUGGAUCUGGAGCAACUACAAAAUCAACUAAAAAACAAACUUUCCGGUCAAAAAUUCUUACUCGUAUUGGACGAUGUAUGGAACGAAGACCGUGUUAAAUGGGUUGAGUUACGAAAUUUAAUCCAAGUAAGUGCUGCAGGAAGCAAAAUCCUUGUGACCACACGAAGUCAUUCAAUUGCUUCCAUGAUGGGCACAGUUCCCUCUUGGACUAUAGAAGGUCUUUCUGACGAAGAUUCAUUGUCUCUGUUUGUAAAAUGGGCAUUUAAAGAAGGAGAGAAACAAAAGCAUCCUGACUUAGUAAAUAUUGGAAGAGAAAUUGUGAAAAAAUGCAAAGGAGUUCCAUUGGCAGUGAGAACAUUAGGGAGUUUACUAUUCUCGAAAUUUGAAGCCCGUGAAUGGGAAUAUGUAAGAGACAAUGAAAUUUGGAAUUUGCCUCAGAAAAAGGAGGACAUUUUACAUGCGCUUAAAUUAAGUUACGAUCUCAUGCCGUCCUAUUUGAGGCAACUGUUUGUAUUGUUUUCCCUUUAUCCAAAAGAUUAUGUAUUCUAUAAUUUUGACAUAACUUCGCUUUGGGGGGUACUUGGACUAAUUGCACCACCAACAUCGAAUAUGACACUUGAAGAUGUGGGCAAUCAGUAUUUGCACGAACUUCUGUCAAGAUCUUUUCUUCAGGAUUUUCAAAACUUUGGCACCUUUUAUAGUUUCAGAAUACAUGAUUUGGUGCAUGAUCUCGCCCUAUUUGUUGCGAUGGACGAGUGUCUACAUAUUAAUUCCAACAUUCAAAAUAUUCCUGACAAUAUUCGACAUCUGUCUUUUGCAGAAAAUAUUUUGCUUGGCAAUUUAGUCACCAAAAAAUCAGCAGUUGUGAGAACCGUAAUGUUUCCAAAUGGUGUAGCAGCUGCCAACUGUGAAGCUAUACUAAAGACGUUUCUGGGAAAGUUCAAAUGCUUGCGUGUUUUGGAUUUAAGUCGUGCAACAUUUGAGACUUUGCCUCGUAACAUUUCCAAGUUGAAACAUCUGAGAUAUCUGGACAUUAGCAAAAAUCCCAACAUUAAGAGACUCCCGGACUCUAUUUGCAAGCUCCAAAGUUUGCAAGUGUUGAUGCUUGACGGAUGCACGGAGCUGGAAGCAUUGCCCAAAGGAUUAAGAAAACUGAUCAGUCUCCGAGAUUUUUCGUUUUGCACAAAGCAAACUGUUUUUCCUGUGAAUGAGAUCGCCAAAUUAAGGUCGCUUGAAUUAUUUACUGUUGAAUCAUGCCAUAAUGUGGAGUCCAUGUUUGGAGGGGUGAAUUUCCCUAUUAUUAGAACUUUGCAUGUUUCAGACUGUCGGAGUCUAAAGUCUUUGGGGUUGGAUGGUCAAAAUUUUCCUCAAUUAGAAGCAUUGAUUGUUGAAAAGUGCAACAAUUUGGACUUGGAACUGUGGAAUGGUCAGCAUGAAGAAGAAAGGUCCAAGCUGAAGUUAAAACUUCUUAGCUUUUAUGGUUUAUCACAGCUGAUGGCCUUGCCUAAAUGGAUUCAGGAAGCGGACAACUCCUUACAGUGCUUGUAUGUUUCAAAUUGCCACAAUAUUGAAACACUUCCAGAUUGGUUAACAACUCUGACUGAUCUAAAAACACUUACUAUAAUAGAUUGUCCAAAGUUGGUAUCUCUCCCCGAUAACAUAGAUCACCUCUCCUCACUUCAAAAUUUAAGGAUUCAAGGUUGUGCUGACUUAUUUGAAAAAUAUGAGCCCCAUAUGGGAGAGUUUUGGCCCAAAAUAUCACAUAUAGAAAACAUAUUGAUUGACGAACCAGAAGCCUAACAAAAAUUAGAUGAAGAGCAAGACCUAGAGUGCAGCCCCUUAUUUUCUUUUAUUAAGGUGUUUUCCAUAAUAUUCAUUUCUUUUAUGCCUUUUCAUUUUGUCUCUUGGCUUAAGGCAUUUCGAUUUAGAAGACCUCCAUGACUUGCUUGUGUAACAGUGUUACCUUUUUUUUUACACCUUUGUCUUGCCAAUUAUUAAUAUUGUUAUUCAGAACUUCAGUAUUUCAUUUAUAUCUAUUAAUAUAAUAAAAUAUUUCGGUA